Acanthoscelides obtectus is the source of this 1023-nucleotide messenger RNA. Lineage: Eukaryota; Metazoa; Arthropoda; Insecta; Coleoptera; Chrysomelidae. The record is from the annotation of a GenBank genome assembly.
UUUUUUUAAAAUACCUGCAACUGUCAACCUGCAAAUGUAAAUAUUGCGAAUACCAAAAAUGAUAAUUUUGAAGGUUGGUUUUAUCACUUCUAUAUUUUAAUACAAUUCAAACAAUGGGUAUUUAUAUUCUGAUUAAAUCCUCGUAAUAUAUUAUGAUCAAAAGGAUGGCCGAAGCAGAUGUAAAAGAGUGUUUGAAGCUAGUUUUAACUAGCGUAAAAGAAGCAUGUAAAAGACGAUCUCCUGAAUUACAAGAGCUACAACCCACACUGGUAGCAGUAAGCAAAACCAAACCAGUGAAUCAUAUUAUAGCUGCCUAUGAAGAAGGCCAAAGGCACUUUGGAGAGAACUACAUUCAAGAGCUGGAAGAAAAAUCAAACAAUGCAGAGAUUUUGGAGAAGUGUAAAGAAAUACGAUGGCAUUUUAUCGGCCACUUGCAGUCUAAUAAAGUAAAUAAAGUUUUGAGUACACCAAACUUGUACUUGAUCGAAACUGUGGACUCUCAAAAGCUAGCAAACUUAUUGAACAAAUCAUGGCCUAAGUUUGGUACCCCAGAGUCAAAGUUGAAGAUUAUGAUACAGGUCAACACAAGUGGAGAAGAAGAAAAAAAUGGGAUUGCACCUUCAGAAGUAUGCAAUGUAGCAAAGUUUGUUUUAGAAGAAUGCCCAAAUUUGCAUCUUGAAGGCUUAAUGACAAUUGGCAAAUUUGGAAGAGAUCCAAACGAAGGCCCCAAUCCAGAUUUCCUUUGUUUGAGACAGUGUAGGGAAGAUAUGUGCAAAAAAUUAGGGUUGAACUGGAAAACAGUAGAACUGUCGAUGGGGAUGUCGGACGAUUUUGAGCACGCUAUUGAACUUGGCAGCACAAAUGUGAGAGUUGGGUCAAAAAUAUUUGGUUUCAGAGCUCCCAAAACUGCCACUGCUUAAUCUGUAGCAGCAGAUUGAAAAUGUUUUUUUUUUUAUUAUUUGUAAUUUGUUAAAAUGUCUAUGUGAUAGUUGUGUUUGAAUUAAAGCCCAUAUCUGUGUUAAA